GUUUCCCCUCACUCUCUUGCACGCACGGACGCUUAUCGACAGUAGUAACGACAUUCAUAAGUAGAGAUGAGUACGACAGUGCCCGCGAGCGCCAGCCCCAUGCCAGAGGGCGUCACCGAUCCAAACUACAAGCCACUUCCAGGGCGGCUGGGUAACCUCACCGUCGCACAGCUGCAUGCGCUAGACACGCUCCGUAAGCAGCUGCAGGACGAGGGGCACUUUGUGCCCGAAAGAAUGCACGAUGCAGCUUUACUCAGAUUUCUGCGGGCCAGAAAGUUCGACGUAGAGAAGGCGAAAGCGAUGGUCCUAUCGUGCGAGCAGUGGCGGAAGGACUUCGGGGUGGACGACAUCAUGCAGAACUUUGACUUUAAGGAGAAGGCGGAGGUGGACAAGUACUACCCGUCAUACUACCACAAAAUGGACAAGGACGGGCGGCCGGUAUAUGUCGAGCGCCUGGGCAAGCUCGACAUCCCAAAGCUGUACGCGAUCACGACGCAGGAGCGCCAGCUGAAGCGGCUCGUGUACGAGUACGAGAAGUUCCUGAACGAGCGGUUGCCUGCGUGCUCGCAGGCGGUGGGGCAUCCGGUCGAGACGUCGUGCACGAUUCUGGACCUGCAGGGCGUGUCGCUGUCCAACUUCUAUCGCGUGAAGGACUACGUGAUGUCGGCAGCGUCGAUCGGGCAGGACCGCUACCCGGAGUGCAUGGGCAAGUUCUACAUCAUCAACGCGCCGUGGGCGUUCUCGACGGUGUGGACGUUCAUCAAGCCGUGGCUCGACGAGGUGACCGUGUCGAAGAUCGACAUCAUCGGCAGUUCGUACAAGGAGAAGCUCCUCGCGCAGAUCCCUGCGGAGAACAUGCCGAAGGACUUUGGCGGAAAGUGCGAGUGCCCGGGUGGGUGCUCGCUGAGCGAUGCGGGUCCGUGGAAUCCGACGACGUAGAAGAGCGAGCAGGUGGGGGUCUGGGCGUGCGAGGCAUGCAGGGACAUCAGUAUCCUAGCUAUAUACCAUAAUAGAUCCGGGGGACUGCCAAA
Molecule: messenger RNA, 1031 nt
Organism: Postia placenta MAD-698-R-SB12
Lineage: Eukaryota; Fungi; Basidiomycota; Agaricomycetes; Polyporales; Adustoporiaceae
Exons: 4
Coding region: 67-939 (290 amino acids)
Source: RefSeq, a predicted model, not a curated record